CUUACUGUACAAUAUGUAAUCAAUAGUGAUCAACUUUCCCUUUUCACCCAGGUCAAUGGAGUCCUUGAGAACCUGCCCUUCUCCCACAGUGAUGCGAGUCUGCAUCAGAAUGGUCAUCUGGUAACCAUCCAGGCCCUUGGGUCAGUCCAGGUCAUCUCCAGUCUACACAAGCUGCUCCUGGUGCCCAACGGAACCCUGACCUCUGACCCCGAUGGGUUUUGUGUCGUCUGUUGACAUGGGUCAUGUGCAGGCCUGCGUCCCCCUGCAGUGAUGGGUUUGGGGCUAACUGCCCAAUCUGUCAGUGUCCCUGCAUGGCUGUGAGCUCUACUGUGGCCUACUCACACUGCCUGGUGGCCCCUUCACCCCCUGUCACUCUGUAGUCCAGCCACAGACCCACUACAUGGCUGAUCUGUGUGUGGCAGGGAACCAGACCCAGCAGCCGCUGUGUGAGCAGCUGCAGUCCUAUCAUGUGGAGUGUCAGGAGGCAGGGGUCAAGGUGGGCCCAUGGAGGAACCACACUGGCUGUGCUCAUUGCCCCCAGUUCAGCCACUACAGCCUGUGUGCCAGCACCUGUUCCUCUCUGUGCCCUGGAGCGGCGGGGUCUGUGCCGUGCCCAGAUGGCUGUGAGGAGGGGUGCCAACGUGACCAAUGGUCAGGCCUGCGUACCAGCAGGGCAGUGUGGCUGCUGUCAGGACGGGAGGAGGUUUUAGUUGAGCAGUGGCUCUCCCUGAUGGAGACAUCCUUGAGUCCCGCUCAACAUCCACUCGAGGGCUCCAAAAUGGACUGUACAGCUCACCUGGACAGCCCGCCAGGGGGAGCCCUCGAGUGGAUGUUGAGCCUGAUGCGGGACUUCUGCAUCUAG
Messenger RNA from Oncorhynchus keta (chum salmon), 862 nucleotides. RefSeq names its product alpha-tectorin-like. The record is from RefSeq and is a predicted model, not a curated record. Lineage: Eukaryota; Metazoa; Chordata; Actinopteri; Salmoniformes; Salmonidae. The coding region runs from base 401 to 862 and encodes 153 amino acids. The transcript is spliced from 4 exons.